Molecule: messenger RNA, 1914 nt
Organism: Penicillium lagena
Lineage: Eukaryota; Fungi; Ascomycota; Eurotiomycetes; Eurotiales; Aspergillaceae
Product: putative nuclear RNA binding protein
Exons: 1
Coding region: 1-1914 (637 amino acids)
Source: RefSeq, a predicted model, not a curated record
AUGGAGGUCGACCAACAACCCCCCACCGAGCAGCCACAGCAGCAGCGCACAUCCCGCAAGCACCUGCGCUCUAGCGACGACGAAGAUCACCCGGACUGGAGCUCGGAUGUCUCUGGCCAGUUCGACGACGCCGAAGAAGCAGGUCCGGACGACUACCGGUCUCCCUCUGCCAAGUCGGUCAAACGCCGCCGCUCGAAUGACUGGCCGCUGCCUGAAGAAAGUGCAGACUACGGAUCGUUGGAGCGUCGCGGUGCCCGGGCUGGCUAUGCAAGUCUUGUUGGCAGUACUGUCGGCAUGAUGAAAGCCUCGCCGCGGGCUUCGCCCCGAGGGUCAUUGGCGUCUCUCCGCAAUAGACAGCAUGGUAGUGGUGGUAGUGGUGGAGGUGGAGGAGGAGGAGGGGCAUCGUCCAGCCCGCGGCACUGGAGUGGUCGGCGCUCGCGGUUCAUCGAAGCCAGCAUGAGUGAUAGCGUCAGUGAGAAACCGCCUAGUGUCUUUACGCGCGAGGGCAAGUCAUCUGGCUCGCAGCGACAGUCUGGAAUCUUUCGAUUCGGCAAGGCCAUUGCAGCGGCGUUCAACCCCUUCGGCAGCUGGGGCAAGGCGACUUCCCCAGAAUCGAACAAGCCGCAGCCGCAGACGGAUGCGCUGAGCCAGGCUGAGCAGGCAUAUGCGGAGCUCAAGAAGUCUGGCUACAAGGGUACCAACAAGGGCGCUUACAUCCAGAGCCAGAAUGUUGAUUCAAACAUGGCGGACCAGACCUGGGAGUCUAUUAAGGAGAAUAUCGACUAUGGAGGGGAUGCGGCUGCUGUUGACGGUUCGGGUCGCCAUUCGACGGACCAUGGAGGAGACCGCAGCACUGCAAUAAUGCCACGGCGAGACUCCGGGGCCUCUUCGAAACGGUCUUCUUUCCAGGACCUGCGUAAGGCCAAGAUUCCAUUCAUGAAGACUCACGAAGCGCCGUCGACUGUCGUGAUGGCAUCGGAGUACAAUCCGGAUCGAAUGUCUGAGGAGUCAGAGGGCCCUGGGAUUCGGAGGCAGAGAUCGAGAAAGGAGCUUACACGCCAGGCGAAGCUGCUCAAGAAAGUUAGCAACCUCGAAGACAAGCUGGAUCGUGCGAGACGCGAGCUUCGCGAGCUGACGGGUAAUGAGCAUCUGACGUCUGCACCUGCGUUGCCGUCGCAGACAGAGACACCGGCACAGACACAGUCGCAGCCGCAGCCACAGACACAGGUACUGUCGCAGCCGCAGUCAAAGACACUGUGCAUGGAAAUGGAUCCCGAGAGCUAUCCACGCAAAUUCGUCCCUGGCGCUCUCCCAACCCUACCGUCCGAAAGACUCCUGGAUCAACAAGCCGCCGAAUCCGAGUCUUCUGCCGCCAAACCUUCUGUCAGUUCUGUCGGUGCAAAUGUGUCCCAGGAAGAAGAAUCACAGCUGGCACGACAAAGCGCCGCUCCAGUGGCGGCGAUUAAGUCCCCGAAACGGCGGUCCAAAGAGUCCUCUCGGCCGUCGUCUAUGGGUAAGGACAGCUCUUCCUCUUCCUCCCGCAAAAGGAAGUCACCAGUUCCUGAAUCACUCGGUAGUGGGAAGUCUGCUCAGUCCCGUGCGACGGAGAGCAUCGACAACGAUGACGACGCGCUCAAAGAAAAACAACAACUCCUAGCCGACUACGAGUUCAUGCUGAGUCCGCCACCUCGUCAAGCGAAGUGGCAGAAAUUCGAGGCUGGUGAUAGCCCCGGAUCGGUGGAGCGCAAACGCACCGCGAACGAAGAUGACCCUGAUGAUGCUGCUGCUGCUGCGGCGCGCAAAAUGUCGCCAUAUCAAACCCGAAGAAGAUCAGCUACCCCCCCACUCCGCCUCUCUCACGAGCCGCUCACCAAAUUCCAAAUCCAAGACUUCCACAAGAUCUCCCCCGCCUAG